CGGAAGUCCCUCUAAAAGUUACUCUUCAGGAACUUACGCGGUGUGGAGUGGUGGCUCCCUGAUCCUGGAACUGUUAUGGGCAAAAGAGACCGAGUGGACCGCGACAAGAAGAAGUCCAAAAAGAGGCAGUAUGAGGAGGAAGAGGAAGACGAAGACGACACGCCUGGGAACGACUCUCAGGAGGCGGUGCCCUCAGCGGCAGGAAAACAGGUCGAUGAGUCCAGCACCAAAGUUGAUGAGUAUGGAGCCAAGGACUACAGGCAGCAGAUGCCGCUGAAGGGCGACCAUACUUCCAGGCCCCUCUGGGUGGCUCCUGAUGGCCACAUUUUUCUGGAAGCCUUCUCUCCAGUUUACAAGUAUGCCCAAGACUUCCUGGUGGCAAUUGCAGAGCCAGUGUGCCGGCCUACUCAUGUCCAUGAAUACAAGCUAACUGCCUACUCCCUCUAUGCAGCUGUCAGUGUCGGGCUGCAGACCAGCGACAUCACUGAGUACCUCAGAAAACUCAGUAAGACUGGAGUUCCUGAUGGCAUCAUCCAGUUUAUUAAGUUGUGUACUGUCAGCUAUGGGAAAGUCAAGCUGGUCCUGAAGCACAACAGGUACUUUGUUGAAAGUUCCCACCCUGAUGUCAUCCAGCAUCUUCUUCAAGACCCUGUGAUCCGCGAAUGUCGCUUGAGGAACGCGGAGGGGGAGGCUACGGAACUCAUCACAGAGACCUUCACAAGCAGAUCUGCUAUUUCUAAGACUGCAGAAGGCAGUGGCGGGCCUUCUACCUCCCAGGUGGUAGAUCCACAGGCCAAAUCUGACAUCCCCAAAGACCUGUUUGAUUUUUAUGAGCAAAUGGACAAGGAUGAGGAAGAGGAAGAAGAGACCCAGACAGUCUCCUUUGAAGUCAAGCAGGAAAUGAUCGAGGAGCUGCAGAAGCGCUGCAUCUACUUAGAGUACCCUCUGCUGGCAGAGUAUGACUUCCGGAAUGACUCUCUCAACCCCGACAUCAACAUUGACCUGAAGCCCACAGCCGUGCUCAGACCCUAUCAGGAGAAGAGCCUGCGGAAGAUGUUUGGAAAUGGGCGAGCACGCUCUGGAGUCAUCGUUCUUCCCUGUGGUGCUGGGAAGUCCCUGGUUGGUGUGACUGCUGCGUGUACUGUCAGAAAGCGCUGCCUGGUCCUGGGCAACUCGGCUGUGUCUGUGGAGCAGUGGAAAGCCCAGUUUAAGAUGUGGUCAACCAUCGAUGACAGCCAGAUCUGCCGCUUCACCUCGGAUGCCAAGGACAAGCCCAUCGGCUGCUCGAUUGCCAUUAGCACUUAUUCUAUGCUGGGCCACACCACCAAAAGGUCCUGGGAGGCUGAGAGAGUGAUGGAGUGGCUCAAAACCCAGGAGUGGGGCCUCAUGAUCCUUGACGAGGUGCAUACCAUUCCAGCCAAAAUGUUCCGGCGGGUACUGACCAUUGUGCAGGCCCACUGUAAGCUGGGUUUGACUGCAACCCUUGUUCGGGAAGACGACAAAAUCGUUGACUUAAAUUUCCUGAUUGGGCCCAAGCUUUAUGAAGCCAACUGGAUGGAGUUGCAGAACAACGGGUACAUCGCCAAAGUCCAGUGUGCCGAGGUUUGGUGCCCGAUGUCUCCUGAGUUCUACCGGGAGUAUGUGGCAAUUAAAACUAAGAAGCGCAUCCUGCUGUACACCAUGAAUCCCAACAAGUUCCGAGCCUGCCAGUUUCUGAUCAAGUUUCAUGAGCGGAGGAAUGACAAGAUUAUUGUCUUUGCCGACAACGUAUUUGCCUUGAAGGAAUAUGCCAUUCGGUUGAACAAACCUUUCAUCUAUGGGCCCACGUCCCAGGGAGAGAGGAUGCAGAUUCUCCAGAACUUCAAGCACAACCCCAAAAUCAACACUAUCUUCAUCUCCAAGGUCGGUGACACAUCCUUCGAUCUGCCAGAAGCAAACGUCCUCAUUCAGAUCUCCUCCCACGGUGGCUCCAGACGGCAGGAAGCCCAGAGGCUGGGGCGCGUACUCCGAGCCAAAAAAGGGAUGGUUGCGGAGGAAUACAAUGCCUUUUUCUACUCGCUGGUGUCCCAGGACACACAGGAAAUGGCUUAUUCUACCAAGCGACAGAGAUUUUUAGUAGACCAAGGUUACAGCUUUAAGGUGAUCACAAAGCUCGCUGGCAUGGAGGAGGAAGAGUUGGCAUUCUCCACCAAAGAGGAGCAGCAGCAGCUCCUGCAGAAGGUCCUGGCGGCCUCUGAUCUGGACGCAGAGGAAGAGGUGGUGGCUGGAGAGUUUGGCUCUAGAUCUGGCCAGGCAUCCCGACGCUUUGGCACCAUGAGCUCUAUGUCUGGGGCGGAUGACACUGUGUAUAUGGAAUACCACUCCUCCCGAAGCAAAGUUUCCACCAAGCACGUGCACCCACUUUUCAAACGCUUUCGGAAGUGACACCCACCCUGUUACUCAGUUGAAGACUGGCUGCCUGGAUCAGGGUUGAAAAAAAAGACUUCUCGGUCUUUCUCUUCAAGUCUAUGUACUCUCCUACUGUUGAUCUAAUGCAAUACCUGUUGACUGACUGCUGAGAAACUAUCAGUGUUUGGGCUUUGACGUGGCCUUCAUGGGUUGCCCAGGCUUUAAGAAAGAAAGAAAGACUGUUUUUGUUUGUUUGAAACUUUUUGAGAGUGGAUCAUUUCUGUAUAUAAAAGGUAUACCAUUUAAGGCACAUUUGUCUUUAUUCUACUGAAUAAAUUUAAAAAAUGGCAUUGGUGGGCCCUGGAGCUGGAAGGAGAAGUGGAUGCAUGUUCCCGUCCUCACCCAGAAGCCAUCUCCAACUGACAGCCACUUGCAAAUGCAAAUUUAGUGUUCUCCAAGGGAAACAGACUCCUCUUACAGGUAGGCCCCAUGCCCAGCGGUAGAUGGCCAACAGGAAAUGAACUCAAUGGCAUCCGCGGAGUUCCCUGUCUCAUAAUUAUGUCUCAGGGCUCUCCUUUCUGUAGUAUAAAAACAAAUGGAAUUUAAGCUCUGUAUAAGUCAGGGCUCUCUAAAGGAACAGAACUGAUGGGAAUUGAUUAAGCUAACUUACUUUGAAAUAUUAACAACCUGAGAGGUUUUAAUAUUCCACACUUGAGAGUCUGAGGACUCGGUGGUGGUCGCUCAGUCCCUGAGGCUCAGUGCCUCAGCAUCUCAGUCUGGAGCUAAAACUGUGUGGGGGAGGAUCCUGGGUAGCUUCUGGUCCUUAGGGAUGGAAGCCUGCAAAUGCUGGUUUGGAUCUCAGCAAAGCAAUCGGCAGCAUCCGUAAGAAGGCUGGUGGCAGGAGGGAAGGUCAGCCAGCAAAGGGUGAGUGACCCUCCCUCUAUGGGCAGCCACAAACUGUUAGAUCCAGGCCACAGCAGAUGGAGCCACGCUUGGGGGCGGCUCCUCACACGUGGGUCGCUUCAUUUGCAAUUCUCUACAAUUGGUGCAUGUAAUUCAAGGCAAGCCUACGCUACAGGCCAGUACUGCAUGCUUAGUAUUAAUCAUGAAUUUGAGAGGAUCUAAAACCACCUAGGAGGGCUGGAAAGAUGGCUCAGCCGUUAAAGGCUGGGCUCACAACCAAAACUAAAAUCACCAAGGACACAUCCAUGGGUCUAGACUAAAAUCACCAAGGACACAUCCAUGGGUCUGUCUAGGAAGAAGUUUCUAGAUUGGGAGAAUUGUGGGAAGACCCACCCCAAACACUUGGCUCCAUCAUAUGGGCUGGGAUCCUGGACUAAAAUACAAAGGAAAAAGCCAGGCACCAGCAUUGCUCAGCCUCAGAUUCUUGACUGUGGCAGCCAUGUGAACAGCUGCCGCCUGGUCCUGCUGCCAUGACUGACGCCUGGUCCUGCAGCCAUGACUGACUGUACCCUUGAACCUGGGAGCCGAAGUAAACCCCUUCCUUAACUUGUUUAAAGGUAUUUUGUCCCAGCAAUGGGGAAAGUAGCCAACACAGUUCCUGAGACUGCAGUUACAACACCAGGGGCUGCUACAUGCUGCUCCUGCUGCCUGUGUGCUGCCCCUGUUUACUGCUGCCAAUGGCAGGGCUGCGAGAAUUCUCACCUCCCUGCGAAUGCUAUCUUGUUUUAAAUUUUUAAGAACUUGUGUGUGCGUGCAUGCACAUGUAUGCGUGCACAAGCCAGAAGUUGAUGUCAGUUGUCUUUUCUCAGCCACCCUGCCUUUCCUUUUUGACACAGCUGUCUCACUGAACCUGGAGCUCACUAGGCUAGAAAGCUCCCGGGAUUCAGCUGUUUCUGCUCGGCACCCAGCGCUGGGGUUAUAAGCGUGCAGUACCGUGCCCAGCUUUUUAAUAUAGGUUCUGAGGCUCAGGCAGGUCCUCCUGCUGCAGGGCAGGUGCUGUCUUCUGCUGCAUUCGGGUUCUUUUCUAAGGAGUGCUGCCUGACUUGAGCUCUCAAAGUUUAAGGUUUUAUAGUUUUUUUUCUAUUGCAUUUCGUCUUCUGAUCUAUCGUGAAUUGUUUUUCAGUGCCGGGUGUUGAACCCAAGGCAUUGGACAUGCUAGAUAAGUGUUCUAUCAUUGAACCAUAUCCUCAGGUCUUGCGUUACUUACUGCACAGUGGAUGGGUAAAGUCCUACUCCAUUCUUAUGUGCGUAUAUCUAGUUGUCCCACUUACGUAGGGUAUUCUUUCAUUCAAAUUGUCUUGGUUCCUUUUUCAAAAAGGAGUUGACUGUGGGUCUCCAGAUUUAUUUCUGAACUCUUGAUCCUCUCCCACCGAUGGAGAUGUCUGUUUUUGUGCUAGUACCACACAUCUUGGUUACUGAAGUGUGUGGUUAGUUUUGUAUCAGUGGGAAGUAAAUUAAAGUCGUCUGGGAAGAGGAAACUCAGUUGAAGAAUUGCCUCCUUCAGAUCGACCUGCGGGCACUUCCACAAGGGAUUGCCUUGAUUAACGACUGAUGUGGGAAGGCCAAGCCCACUGGCGUGGCGCCUCUCUGGGCAGACAGCCCUGGAUUAUAUAAGAAAGAAAACAGUGCAAGUGAUAGGAAGGCAGCUGGUGAGCAGUGUGUCUGCGCAGUCUCUGCUGCUGCGUCUGCUUCCAGCUCUGCUCUGAGUUCCUGCCUCGGCUGUCCUGGAUGAUGGACCGUAACCUGUAAGCCAAAUAAACCUUUUCCUCCCCAGGUUACUUUUGGUCAGAGUGCUUAUUAAAGCAACAGAAAAGCAACCUAGGACACAUAUCCAGGAGGAAGGUGCGGACAUGAGGAAGCCCGGCCUUCAGCUUUUCAGUUCUGUUUUGCUUGUUCUGAGUCUCAUUUAAAUACAAUUUAGAAUCAGAUUGUCGGUUUCCACAAAAGACACUAUUCUGAUAUGAGUUGCAUUAAAUCCAUAGAUAACUCUGCAGAGUAAUGCUGUCCUGAUGAUUAAGUUCUUGGGACUGUGGGUGUCUGUUUAAUGGGUCUCACAAAACCUUUUUCAACAGUGUUUUAUAGUUUUCACGCCCAAGUCUUAGUUCUUU
Messenger RNA from Microtus ochrogaster (prairie vole), 5459 nucleotides. RefSeq names its product ERCC excision repair 3, TFIIH core complex helicase subunit (gene Ercc3). Gene Ontology annotation, molecular function: hydrolase activity; ATP binding; 3'-5' DNA helicase activity. Gene Ontology annotation, biological process: transcription initiation at RNA polymerase II promoter; nucleotide-excision repair; hair cell differentiation. Gene Ontology annotation, cellular component: transcription factor TFIIH holo complex; nucleotide-excision repair factor 3 complex; transcription preinitiation complex. Lineage: Eukaryota; Metazoa; Chordata; Mammalia; Rodentia; Cricetidae. The record is from RefSeq and is a predicted model, not a curated record.